AUGCCACCACAACCCCAGAAUCUUGAUGACAUUGACAUACCUGAUUCACUUUGUUUAACAUUAAAUAAAGAGAAUUUUUUAGUAAGAGAUUCUAUAAUUGGAGAGGAUAGAAUUAUCUUGUUUACUGCAAAAGCCAAUAUACAACACUUAUCUAGAGUGUUAUAUUGGAUAAUGGAUGUUACCUUUAAGACCGUUCUAACUAUUUUUCACCAAUUAUAUACAAUUCAUGCUUCUAUUGGUACUACAGAUAACUUAAGAGUUCUUUCAUUAAGUAAUAUUUUAUUAAGAUCUACAACGAUUUUUACAGAUUUUGAACUUGCUGCAAUUAAUGCAUCUCAUGACGAGUUUCCUGAGUAUGGGCUAUCAACUCAGUAUAGUACUGAUGAGAAAUUGAGUAUCAACCUAUGUCAGCUAUUUGCAUUAGCAUUCUUACCGUCAAAAGAAAUUCCUGCAGCAUUUGAUAUUUUAAAAGAAAAAAUGCUUCCAAAAACAAAUGAAAUAGUGCAAUGUUAUGCACCACCUCUUUUUCCACCACAAAUGUGGUCUGUGCAUGACUUCAUGGAAAUAGGUGUUUAUACCAUUGUUACUGAAUUCCAAAAGGAGCAACAACAAGUUGAGCAUCAAAUUGAAACUAUUCUCUGUGGCGCACCCGAAAAACAAAUACAAGAAAGUUCAAAACACCAAACUCAGCAAAGAACAAACACAAGAAAGGAUAGAAUGUCCAAAACACCAAACCUAGCGAAGAACAAACACAAGAAAGGAGAGAAUGUCCAAAGCACCAAACCUAGUGAAAAACAAACACAAGAAAGUUCAAAGCACCAAACCCGGCAAAGAACAAGUAUAAAAAAGUCCAAAGCACCAAACCUGACGAAGAACAAAUACAAGAAAGUCCAAAGCACCAAACCCGGCAAAGAACAAACAAAUACAAGUAGGGAGAGAAAGUUCAAAUCACCAUUCCCGUGA
Messenger RNA from Dentiscutata heterogama, 963 nucleotides. The record is from the annotation of a GenBank genome assembly. Lineage: Eukaryota; Fungi; Glomeromycota; Glomeromycetes; Diversisporales; Gigasporaceae.